This is a messenger RNA of Sarcophilus harrisii (Tasmanian devil), 5713 nucleotides long. RefSeq names its product cilia and flagella associated protein 57 (gene CFAP57). The transcript has 23 exons. Bases 118 to 3864 code for a protein of 1248 amino acids. NCBI's taxonomy places the organism in Eukaryota, Metazoa, Chordata, Mammalia, Dasyuromorphia, Dasyuridae. Gene Ontology annotation, molecular function: protein binding. The record is from RefSeq and is a predicted model, not a curated record.
GCCGUGGGAACGCGGAGGUUUCCCUGAGAGAAACCCAACCAAAGAAAAAGGAGAGAGUGGAAAAGACAGAGACAGAGACCGAGGCGGCAGAGGCCAGCCCCCGCCCCCCGCGGCGCCAUGAGCGCCGUGGUCGCCCAGGCCCAGCACAUCUUCGGCAUCCGCGCCGGGGUCGUCAACAACCUCUGCUUCUUCGACGAGCAGAUCAUCAUCUUUCCGUGCGGGAACUACUGUGUGAAGUACAACGUGGACCAGAAAUGGCAGAAGUUCAUUCCAGGCUCAGAGAAGAGUCAGGGCAUGCUGGCCCUGGCCAUCAGCCCCAACCGGCGCUACCUGGCCAUCUCGGAGAUCGUGCAGAACAAAGCCACCAUCACCAUCUACGAGCUCUCGUCGGUGCCUUGCAGGAAGCGGAAGGUCAUCAACAACUUCGACUUCACCGUCCACAAGUUCAUCAGUCUGGCCUUCUCUCCAGACUCCAAGUACCUCGUGGCCCACACGGGGACCCCCGAGUCCAACCUGGUCUACUGGAUGUGGGAGAAGCAGAAAGUGAUGGCCAUCAUCAGGACCGACACUCAAAACAACCCCAUCUACCAGGUGAGCUUCAAUCCCCAAGAUAAUACUCAGAUUUGUGUCGUCGGAAAUGGAAUCUUUAAACUUUUCCGCUAUGCCGAGGGCACGCUGAAACAGACCAAUUUUGUACGGGGAGAGCCCCAGAAUUACCGGUCUCACGCCUGGAUCUCUGAAGAGCGGAUCGUCGUGGGCACUGACACGGGCAAGCUCUUUUUGUUCGAAUCUGGGGAUCUUCGCUGGGAAACGAGCAUUGUGUGCAGGGAGACGCCCAGCGACACCAAGAAACUGGAGGUGGUGCACGAGUCGGAAAGCCUCAUUGAAUUCCCAGCCCCCAGCUCUCCUGACUAUUCCAGCGAGCAGCUCUUUGUGGAGAAGAGCGAGAGCCAGAAUAUGACGCUGCCCCAGGUGUCGGCCAUUGCCGUGUACUCCAAGGGCUUCGCCUGUUCGGCGGGCCUGGGCCGAGUCCUGCUCUAUGAGAAGAUGGAAGAGAAGGACGCCUAUCGGGAGAGCCGGGAGAUCCGGAUUCCCUUGGACCAGCACAGCAAUGACCCGAGCCAGUCCAACAAACAGGAGAUUGUCUGUAUGUGCUUCAGCCCCUCCGAGGAGACGCUGAUCAUCAGCACCAGCAAAAGCCAGCUCUACAGCAUCGCCAUGUCCCUGACGGAGAUCAGCAAGGGGGAGCCCGCCCAAUUUGAGUUUCUCAUGUACUCGCUACAUUCUGCGGCCAUCACAGGGCUGGCCGUCUGUAUCCGCAAGCCCCUCAUUGCUACCUGUUCCCUGGACCGAUCAGUGCGCAUCUGGAACUAUGAAACCAAUAACCUGGAGCUGUACAGAGAAUACCAGGAGGAGGCGUACACGGUCUCUCUUCACCCCUCCGGGCACUUCACCGUGGUCGGCUUUGCCGACAAACUACGCAUCAUGAAUCUGCUCAUUAAUGACAUCCGGGCUUUCAAGGAGUUCCCCAUCCGAGGGUGCCGAGAGUGUGCCUUUAGUAAUGGAGGUCACCUGUUUGCCGCUGUCAAUGGGAACGUGAUCCACGUCUACACCUCAACCAGCCUGGAGAAUAUCAGCAACCUGAAGGGACACACUGGCAAGAUCAAGUCAAUCGCAUGGAAUUUGGAUGACAGCAAGCUGAUCUCCUGCGGCACAGAUGGUGCCGUGUAUGAGUGGAACCUGACUUCGGGAAAGAGGGAGACUGAGUGCGUGAUCAAAUCUUGCAGCUACAACUGUGUGACCAUCUCUCCUGACUCUAAAAUCAUUUUUGCUGUUGGAAGUGACCAAACUCUCAAAGAGAUUGCAGAUUCUUCGGUGCUUCGGGAAGUGUCUGCCUUUGAUGUUGUCUAUACGUCGCUGGUCAUCUCCCACUCUGGGCGCAUGAUGUUUGUGGGCACCUCAAUGGGCACUGUCCGAUCCAUGAAGUACCCCCUGCCCGUGAGCAAGGAGUUCAACGAGUACCAGGCACAUGCUGGGCCUGUCACCAAGAUGACCAUUACGUUCGACGACCAGUUCCUGCUGACGAGCGCUGACGAUGGCUGCCUCAUCACCUGGAAGGUCUUCGACAAGGAUGGCCGGGGCGUCAAGAGGGAGCGGGAAGUGGGCUUUUCUGAGGAGGUGCUGGUCACCAAGACAGACAUGGAAGAGAAGGCCCAGAUCAUGCUGGAGCUGAAGACUCGCGUGGAAGAGCUCAAGAUGGAGAACGAGUACCAGCUCCGGCUGAAGGACAUGAAUUACACAGAGAAGAUCAAGGAGCUGACGGACAAGUUCAUCCAGGAGAUGGAGUCCCUGAAGACAAAGAACCAGGUUCUGAGAACGGAGAAGGAGAAGCAAGAGGCCUCCCACAAUACCUAUGUAGAGGAUCUCUUGGAGAAGCAGAGCCGGGAACUACAGGACAUUGAGUGUUGUAACAAUCAGAAGCUGCUGCUGGAGUAUGAGAAGUACCAGGAGCUGCAGCUCAAGUCCCAGCGGAUGCAGGAGGAAUACGAAAAACAGCUCCGCGACAACGAGGAGACCAAGAGCCAGGCCCUGGAGGAGCUCACCGAGUACUACGAGGCCAAGCUGCACGAGAAAGCCAGCCUGCUGGAAGAGGCCCAAGAUGACGCCCGGCAGCAAAUGCGAGAGUUUGAAGAGACCAAGAAGCAGAUCGAGGAAGAUGAAGACCGAGAGAUUCAGGACAUCAAAACCAAGUACGAGAAAAGACUCCGAGAGGAAAAGGAAGCUAACUUACGCCUCAAAGGAGAAACGGGCAUCAUGCGCAAGAAGUUCAGCAGCCUGCAGAAGGAGAUUGAGGAGCGGAGCACCGACAUUGAGGCCCUAAAGGGGGAGCAGGCGAAACUCCAAGGGGUCAUCAAGGCUCUGGAGAAGGAUAUUCAAGGCCUCAAGCGGGAGAUCCAGGAGAGAGACGAGACCAUCCAGGACAAGGAGAGGAGAAUCUAUGACCUGAAGAAAAAGAACCAGGAGCUGGAGAAAUUCAAGUUUGUGCUGGACUACAAGAUUAAGGAACUGAAGAAGCAGAUCGAGCCUCGGGAGAACGAGAUCAAAGCCAUGAAGGAGCAGAUCCAGGAGAUGGAGGCAGAGCUAGAGCGAUUCCAUAAACAGAACACACAACUGGAACUGAACAUCACGGAGCUGUGGCAGAAGCUCAAAGCUACAGACCAGGAGAUGCGCCGGGAGCGGCAGAAGGAGCGGGACAUGGAGGCCCUGGUCAAGCGGUUUAAGAUCGACCUGCACAACUGCGUGGGCUUCAUCCAGGAACCUCGGCAGCUGAAGGAAAAGAUCCGCGCGCUCUUCGACAAGUACGUCCAGCAGGCCGACAUGGUGGAGAUCGUGGGCGUGGACACAGACCUGCAGCAGGAGUACAUCCGGCAGAGGGAGCACCUGGAGAGGAACCUGGCCACGCUCAAGAAGAAGGUGGUCAAGGAGAACGAGCUGCACCGCUCCGACAACGUGCGCAUCAUGCAGGAAAACGUGAACUUGAUCAAGGAGAUUAACGAGCUUCGAAGGGAGCUGAAGAUCACGCGCGCCCAGGUGCACGACCUCGAGUCGGCUCUGAGGCUCACCAAGAAGCUGCGGCACUCGGAGGUCCCCGAGCCAGUGCCCAGUGUGGAGAAGCCCUCCACCGCUGGGAUUUUGAGGCUGACCGAGGAAGAAGAAACGGAGCGGAUCAUAGAGAUGCAGCGGCUGGAGAUCCGGCGCCUGCGGGACCAUCUGCAAGAGAAGGAACAGAUCCCGGGGCUCCACCCCCCGGGGAGGCUCCCCUCCUUAGAGAGUGACAGGAGCAUUGAGACCGGGAGCAACUGAGCCUCCUGAGCCGCAAGCAGAUGCAAGCAGGCCCCCAGGAGCCCUGGAGGAGGAGGCCUCGGUGCUCUCUGCCCCUGGCUGGUCUGAAGCCCCGCAAGGCGGGCCCUGUUCCCUGAGCCCCCGGGAGAAGGCAAGGGGGGGGGAAUAAAGGAAGUGCCUGCCUUCAGCCAUUGACAGUUCAGUUGUGGGGCCAGGGGCCAGAGGGAGGCAAAGGGGCUGCAGGGCCUGCCCACCCUCCUUGCUCCCUGCAGAGGCCGGCACCAUCUGCUUCCCCACUCCCCCUCCUGCUCUGGCCGCUGGCAAAUUCGGGCAAGCAAGGAAAGGAGACAAAUGGAGAGAGUGACCAGUUUUCUCCCGUUCCCUGGAACUGAACAAUGCCGGCCUCCUCAGUCAUGGCUGGGCACCCAUGAGGCUCCGGCCCUCCUGGGCUUUUCGGCGGAGCCCCAGAGCUCUCCCGCUUCCCCUCCUGGAUUCCCUUCCAGCCCCCACCAUUCGGCCCUCCCGCCGAGAUUCCCAGCCUGUGCUCGCUCUGAGGACUGGAGCCCAACCCGCUGUAUUCAAGAUCCCCACCUUCAGCUUCACUGGGGGUAGAACUGAAGUGUCCUCUUGUACUCUGGCUCCCCUGCCCCCCAAAUGGGGCUCUCCAUCCUGGCUUCCUUACCAGGGUGCUUGACUGAAGCCCUCCCUCAGCCCACACUGUCUCCCUUCCCAGGGAGAGUCCAGCCCAGACCCUCCAGGCCAGAUCCUCCCCCUGAAAUGCUUUCCUAUGAGAUUCAGCUCAAGUUCUACCUUUAAGAGGCCUCUCCCAGCCACCACCCCCCCCCCAGCACCUUGCCCUGAAAUUACCUCCUAUUGGCCUUGUUUGCACCUUGUUCGUAUGCAGUGGCUCACCUAUUCCCCCCCCUCCCCUCAAUUAGACUGUGAGUUCAGAAGGCAGGAACUGGUUUUUCUCUUUUUUUCUUUUUUUUUGUCUGUCUUGUAUCCCCAGUAUUUUGCGCAGGGCCUGCUUCGUGGCAAAUGCCCGUUGCUUGGUGAUGACCACCCUGGCCACCCUGCCUAGGCCAGCCCCUCUCAAUCCCCUCUACCCUCUGCGGCCUUGCGGGUAGCAGGGGUCCCUGCAACAACUACAGACUUUGUGAUCUACUUUGAGCCCCAGAGUUAGGUAUGAGGAAGAGGCUGUCUAAUUGUUAGAGGUUCCACAGGAGGGAAUUGCUGCUGUGGGACGCAGUGACCUCCCUGUCACUGGGGGUCUUUAAGGAGAAUCGGGAUGGCUGAGUGCUCAAAAUCCCUCAGAGAAGUAGCGACUGCAGCACUUCUCUAGUAAUGGAUGUGAAGGGACCAAGACUGGAAGCCGGGUGUCCUGAUCCUGGAUCACCUACUGCUUCUAGAUCACAUCCCAUACAGCAGUCCGGACAGAGGCAGGAUCACAGAAUCUUGGGUGUAAAAAGGCCCUCAGAGACUGGAGUCCAAACCACAUCCAAAUACCAACCGCUCUAUCACCUCUGACCAAUGUGGUAGGCACAUCCUGGUACAGUAGAACUUGCCCUGCACUGGAGGCCAAAUCUCUGCUCUGCCGCUGACUGCCCACGGCCAUCCACUUGGAUCUGUCUGGGCUUCCAUUGUGAAACAGGGUUGGGGAAAGGGGGAGGGGGUCUCAAUGGUCCCUUCCCAUGUCAUCCUGCCUCUGCUGGGAAACCUCCAGUGAAAGGAAAGCCAUCAUCUCCCUAGGCAGCUUUUUAAAUUUUCAUUGAAGCUCUUUUUGAAAUAUGUGCCAGGAUCAUUUUUCACCAUUGACUCUUGAAAAACUGUGUUCCUAUUCCCCCCUUUCCCUCCACCCUCUCCCCUAAAU